Hordeum vulgare subsp. vulgare (domesticated barley) is the source of this 1058-nucleotide messenger RNA. RefSeq names its product phospholipase A2 homolog 3-like. Gene Ontology annotation, molecular function: A2-type glycerophospholipase activity; calcium ion binding. The record is from RefSeq and is a predicted model, not a curated record. The transcript has 4 exons. Lineage: Eukaryota; Viridiplantae; Streptophyta; Magnoliopsida; Poales; Poaceae. Bases 269 to 757 code for a protein of 162 amino acids. Gene Ontology annotation, biological process: phospholipid metabolic process; lipid catabolic process; arachidonate secretion.
AUACAACCAAAACGCGCACCCGCGCCCCAUCUUCACCUCCCUUUUCUCUCUCUAAAUCAGUGUCACAACUUGCCAACUACAGUUGCAGAGUUCACCUCGUCGCUCCAGCCAAUGUGCCCCUCCGCUGGAUCUCCCUACUAGAUAAUAUCUUAUCUCGCCGAGAACGACGGCAGGGCAGGGCGCGCGGUAUAAGUCCAGCUGCUGGCGGCCGCCGUCUCGAUCGACACAAAGAGAGAGAGAGAGAGAGAUCUGAUCUUUCUUGAAGAGGAUGGCGCAUGGCAGAGGCAGUUGCCGGCGGCUGCAUGCGCGUCUACUCGCGGUGGUCGGGCUCCUCGCCUGCGCCGCCUUCGCGCCGCGCUCCUCGGCUCUCAACGUCGGCCUCCAGUCCGUCGACGCCGACGGCGAUGGCGUGAGCAAGCAGCAGGCGUGCAGCCGAACGUGCGAGUCCGACCACUGCACGACGGCGCCUUUCCUGCGGUACGGCAAGUACUGCGGCAUCCUCUACAGCGGGUGCCCCGGCGAGCGCCCGUGCGACGCCCUCGACGCCUGCUGCAUGCACCACGACAACUGCGUCCUCGUCAAGAAUGACUACCUGAGCACGGAGUGCAACGAGGGCCUGCUGGAGUGCCUGGCGGAGCUGCGGGACGGCACGGGCACCUUCGAGGGGAACAAGUGCAUGAUCGACGAGGUCAUCGACGUGAUCACCGUCGUCAUCGAGGCCGCCGUCGUCGCCGGCCGGGUGCUGCACAAGCCCUAGCUAGCUAAAUCGCGCACCACGGCGGCGCGCGCGGGGAGCCGGCGAGCUGGGGGGACAAGCAACAGCUUGCUCGGUAGGUGGGUGGUGCAUGCCUUUUCUGCUUGGUGUCGCUCACUGGCGGUGGGUGUUCGUCCUGGCGCGCACCGGCCGCGCCAGCGCCUCACGUACGUACAGUCUCGCACGGGAAUGACCUGGUUUGAUACUUUAGCUAAGAUCGACGGCUCUGAAUUGUAUAUGGGCAUGAUGAUUACCAUCACCUGCCUGAUUAAAUUUACAUGAGUUGGUACGUCUUUUGCCUACA